GAUUUGCAGGGUGCCGACGAUCAAAACAAGGCCUGUAGUGAUUUGAAGAAUACAAGUAUCAUGACUUUGUUCCCAUUGUGACUGAUUUGUUCUUUGCUUUGUCGAUGCCCCAACAAAGUUUGAACAAUGAACAUUACUAGGUGGCACUUGAAGCUCAAGCCAAGGGCACUAUAAGAAGGCUAGCUAUCUGCUAGCAGUCAACGCUAAAAGCUGAACGACUAACCAUACUCAACCUUAUCAUUCUCGACAUCAUGGAGUCUGCAAACGCAUACGCCGCGGUAUUUUCUGCAGUGCUUGCGCGUCGCGCCGCAACGGCAAGUUCGUUCCAGGGGCCAUCAAGACGCCCUCGAGCUAAACCGGAUGCAACCGGGGGAAACUACAACCCCAUGUGCCGAAAGACGCUAGGAAAAGGUGCAUUCAUGAAGGACGAGACUCUGUGUCGGGCGAAAGACGGCAAAAUCAUUCGGUCACCGGAGACAGAAUCGCAGUCAAUGACAAGCCUCGCUCAGAACGGGAAUAUGCGCCAUGGCGUUCCACGUCAUGACUGCCCUGACUUCGGCGGACAUGCAGCAGGGACAGAGGAGGUCGGGGCGCCAUUUCAGGCGACUUGCGGCUCCAUUCAUGUUGAGGCGCCUUCAACACAGCUGGCUUUGAUGUAUGGAACGCUGGCCUUUUCCCAGGAUUGCCAGGAAGGAUACGGAACGAUGCAGAGUUAUACGGGGAACGGACCAAACGUGGAGAUUGACGUCGAUCCAUGGCAACUAUCCGAGGAGAACAGAAUAUUCGACAUGUUCAUCAACGUGGAGGAAUGCGCUGCAUAAGGGGAAAGAAGGGUCUAUGAUUAGACGCCCCAUGAUGACACAACCGUACCGUACUAAUGCCUUUAAAAUUUUAAUACUAGACAUAGAUUGUACUUUGCUGGAAUUCGAGAGGAUACCUCAAGGCGGGAGAUCAUGACCGCACGAAGAACGCGUGUGAGCCAAAAUUAAAAAAAGGCGACAGGGAAAAUGGUUAGCAAUGACGAGCAAGAAGAGACCUAUACCAUGGGCGCUGUUCCUGCCCAAGCCUAAACUGGGAUUAGUCGCCGAGCU
This is a messenger RNA of Desarmillaria tabescens, 1091 nucleotides long. RefSeq lists its product as uncharacterized. The record is from RefSeq and is a predicted model, not a curated record. Lineage: Eukaryota; Fungi; Basidiomycota; Agaricomycetes; Agaricales; Physalacriaceae. Bases 252 to 821 code for a protein of 189 amino acids. The transcript has 2 exons.